Molecule: messenger RNA, 1287 nt
Organism: Erigeron canadensis
Lineage: Eukaryota; Viridiplantae; Streptophyta; Magnoliopsida; Asterales; Asteraceae
Product: F-box/kelch-repeat protein At3g06240-like
Exons: 2
Coding region: 391-1137 (248 amino acids)
Source: RefSeq, a predicted model, not a curated record
AUUACUAAAGUCAAUGGGUACACAUUUCUUCAGCCUCUUGGACUGUAGAUCAUUGGUAAUUUUAUCUAGCCUUUCCAAAUUGUAUCCGAUCAUUUUUAUCCCCAUAGGCCAUAGCUUAUUAAUGGAUAUCCUUCACUAUUAAACAAUGGCUUCUUCUGAAGAAAUUCCACCGGAGAUCAUAACAGAGAUCCUAUAUCGUCUCCCGGCCAAAUCUAUCGGUGCGUUUCAAACCACUGGCUAUCUCUUCUUUCACAACCCCACUUCCUAAAAACACAUGAAAAUACCCUCAACCAAUAUCACCUCAUCUUCUUCUCCAAUCAUCACCUCUAUUCACUUCCCUUUCAUUACAUUAAUUAUAACCACAUACAAAGUCCAGUAUUACAACCAAAAAUGGUCCCUUUCCAACCAGGACAUGUGGACUUCACUUUCCGUGCUUCUUGCAAUGGCCUUGUAUUGAUGUCUGCUCGUGACUUGGAUAGUGUUCAUAAGCUCCUAGUUAUAAACCCGACUACCACGGAAUAUGUAGAAUUGUCAGACUUCGGUUUGGAUAUGUUAAAAGGAUGUGAAAGCAUCCUUAGAACGGAUACUUGGACGCGGGUGAUUGAUUCUCCUUAUGAUCAUCAUCCUUAUGAUUAUUCUUCUUAUGAUGGAGAUAGGUUGCCCGGUGUGUUUACCAACGGUUUUCUUCAUUGGGUUGCCAAGAGGCAUAUCGAUGAUUUACGAGCAAUUGUUGCUUUUAGUUUAGCACAUGAGUGUUUUGGGGAAGUCCCAUUACCCGAAUCUUGUUAUGAUACCGAUAUUAUGUCCUUUAAUGAUUGGAAACUUUGUGUCCUUGGUGGAAAGCUUGCUAUAUUCUCUCAAAUGAAAGGCGAGGUUUGGAUCAUGAAUGAGUACGGUGUAAAAGAAUCUUGGAUUAAGAUUAGGAUCCAUGGACUCAAUGAAAUUCCAAUGAUUGGAACAAUGAUCUUUCAAGACAUGGACAAAAUUCUGCUGGCUAGCAACAACCGACUAUUGAUAUAUGGCACUGAAGAAAGACGUUUCUCUAGAGGUACUGGCAUUUCUCAUAAUCACAAGCUGGUGGUUAAAGGGGCGUAUGUCGAAAGCCUGUUCUCCCCGAUACCGAGCAGAACCAACUAAAAAGGCAAAUUCAAGCAUAGGUAAAUGCAUAGAAGUAAAGCUUUGUUUAUAUUACUCAACGUUUUCAUUUUGCAUGUACAUGCAGUUUGAUUUACUGUAACUUAUGACGAGAUGUUUGUCAAAACAAAAAAUUGCCAUCUGGUAAACAAA